Messenger RNA from Caenorhabditis remanei, 789 nucleotides. RefSeq lists its product as uncharacterized. Bases 1 to 789 code for a protein of 262 amino acids. The record is from RefSeq and is a predicted model, not a curated record. Gene Ontology annotation, cellular component: PCNA complex. Gene Ontology annotation, biological process: leading strand elongation; regulation of DNA replication. NCBI's taxonomy places the organism in Eukaryota, Metazoa, Nematoda, Chromadorea, Rhabditida, Rhabditidae. The transcript has 4 exons. Gene Ontology annotation, molecular function: DNA binding; DNA polymerase processivity factor activity.
AUGUUCGAAGCGAAGUUUCGAAAUCUCGCGAUUUUUAGACAGCUCAUCAACACCGUGGAUAAGACUGUGAAUCUUUUGAAUUUCUCAUGCGACAUCAAUGGGAUGAGUAUGGAAUCAAUGAAUGGAGCCAAAUGUAUCUACAUCUCCAUGUUUUGGCCAAAAUCGGAAUUUCAAAAGUACUUUUGCGACAAAAAGACCGGCUGGACGAUCGACGCGAAAAUUCUCUCAAAGACCCUGAAAAUGAGUGAAUUAGACAGCGAGACUUGUAUUCUAAAGCUCACCGACGACAACCCCGACGAAAUUCUGGUCGAAUUCAACAAUGCCCAAUCCGGUUUGGUUAGAAAAGUUUACAUGAAACUUAUGGAGCACGAAGAUAUCUAUUUCCCCGCAUUCUCCAAUGUCGACAUCAAAUUCAUAAUUGAUUCGAAGGAUUUUCAACAAGAGAUUGCCAAGAUGAUUUCAUGCAAAAAAGUGCAGAUUCAGGCGACAGAAAAUUCGGUGAUUUUCAAAGGGAAAACUGAUCUACAGAGAAUCCACAUCGAGUUUCCAUUACACUCAAAUCACAACAAUGAUACGUCGUUGGAAGUCAUGGAUUCCUAUUUCAGAGAUAAUAACUCAGUUUUCUUGAGAAAGAUGGUUACGAAAGCGAGUAAAAUGAGUGGAAGAAGUGAGACGGUCGAGUUGAAAUUUCUGAAUGGAAUCUGUUGUGUCGAGUAUAAGAUCAGAGAUAAUGGACACAUUCGAUUCUUUUUGGCACCGGUAGUCGAUGGCGCAUCGAUGCAUCAAUAA